GAAAGCUCGGCACUCAACGCCGCUUUCCUUCUUCCCCCGUUCUCGGCUGCUCUCCCUCCCUCCUCCCUAUCCGACCGCCAUGGCCUCCGCCCCUGCCCUGUAUCACACCCUGCUUCACUUUCUCAACCCGAUCCAUUCUCAUCACCUAUCCUCUCCCCCCACACGCCACCGCCACCGCUGCCUCGCCCUCUCCUCCGCCGCCGCGCGCCUCCCCAACCCCGACGCCGCCUCCCCCUCUCGUUUCGGCCAGGGGAGGAGAGCCAGCGCGAGCCAACUAGCGUUCGAGACAGAGGAUGGGGAGGAGACGCCUCUAGCGUUCGAUACAGAGGAGGAAGAGGAGACACCUCGGUGGCCCGCUACGCAGGCGCAGUCUGACGACGAGGAUGACGAGCAGGAGUGGGCCGGGGGCAAUGGCACGGCGGCGCACGGGGAGGAGGAGCAUUACGGCGGAGAUCCGGAGGCCGAGGAUGGGAGCGGGUGGACGCGGCGGCAGCCGCGGCCGCGCGAGAUGUUCGUGUGCAACCUGCCGCGCAGGUGCGGCGUCGACGAACUGCUCGAGCUCUUCGGGCCAUACGGCACCGUCCUCUCCGUCGAGGUUUCUCGUGAUGCCGAGACUGGGAUUAGUCGAGGAUGUGGCUUUGUUACGAUGCGUUCUCUUGCAGAAGCUAGAACAGCUAUCAAUGCUCUCGAUGGAUUUGACCUGGAUGGGCGUGAGAUGUUUGUAAAACUAGCGGCUCACGUCGUUGCUAGUAGGAGAAAUCCCAGCCUGUCCCAUACACCACCCAUGAAGGACCAUAUCUUUGAAAGUCGAUACAAGAUCUAUGUUGGCAACCUUGCAUGGUCUGUUCAACCUCAACACUUGAGGGAGCACUUCACUCAGUGUGGAACUGUUGUUAGUACAAGGCUGCUGACAGAUCGCAAAGGAGGGAGAAGUCGUGUCUAUGGAUUCCUUUCAUUUUCUUCAGCCGAAGAGCUUGAGGCUGCUCUGCAGCUUAACAAUACGGAAUUUCAUGGACGGGAUAUCAUCGUCAGAGAAGCUCAUGUAAAAUCGCCAGAUACACUAAGCCAAACCCUUGAGAGUUAGAACCGGAAGCUACUGUGUUUAUUUUUGUUUGGCUUAUUUGCCAAUUGAGUUCAUUGUUCAGGCACUUUGCACGAGCGCAACUCAGUAGCUAACAUCUUCUGUAUGUACGGAGUAAUGUAGUGUGAUGUACCAUUGCAAUUUUGCCGAAAUACAAUCAUUAACAUGAAUGGACUGACUGGGUUGACCAUA
Molecule: messenger RNA, 1273 nt
Organism: Triticum urartu
Lineage: Eukaryota; Viridiplantae; Streptophyta; Magnoliopsida; Poales; Poaceae
Product: 28 kDa ribonucleoprotein, chloroplastic
Biological process (GO): chloroplast rRNA processing
Cellular component (GO): chloroplast thylakoid membrane
Molecular function (GO): mRNA binding
Source: RefSeq, a predicted model, not a curated record